AUGCCUCCUGGGUUUCCCACUAGCGGCAAUGGCCUAUGGUAUUCCGAACCUGCUGUCAAUUGGUCGACGCAGUACCUACCGAUCGGAAAUGGAUACCUGGCUGCGUCUUCCGCACCAGGCGCAUUCUCAGCUACCUUCUCCUUCUCCUCGCUCGACGGUCUGCCCACUCGCAACAUCACUUGCCUCGACACCUCCACUAUCCAGCUUCGCGGCUAUGCAGCAUCUCCGGGCAUGCUCUACGAGAUACUCGCCAGCAUACGCCACGCCGGGCCUGCAGGCAGCAGCGCCGCAUGUGUCGUGGAUGGCAAGUCGGGAGACGCGGUGCUGGUAACAAAAGGAAGCACGGAAGCAUGGGUGAGCUGGGUGGGUGGGACAGAGUACUCGAUGGAGACAGGGAACGCGCAAAGCGGGUAUACGUUCAAGGGAGCAGAUCCGCAUGGAGAACUGGUGGGGCUACUGGCAAAUGCAGAGAAGGAGAGUGUAGGGAAAGGGCUGGCGAAUCACAUUGGGGACUACCGGGCAGCACUGGGAGGGUUCUCGCUGGACAUCGGACAGAAGGUGGAGAAGACGAAGACGACUGCGGAGCUGCGAAAAGAGUACAAGACAGACAUCGGUAACCCUUACCUCGAAUGGUUGCUCUUCAACUAUGGUCGAUAUAUGCUUGUCUCGAGUACACGCGGAGAUCUUCCAGCGAAUUUGCAAGGCAAGUGGGCGCGUGAUACCGCUAAUCCUUGGUUCGGAAAUUACCAGCCUAACAUCAACCUCCAGAUGAAUUAUUGGUCAGCUGAGAUGACAGGUCUAAACGUCACAUCCACGCUUUGGGACUAUAUGGAGAAAACCUGGGUUCCUCGCGGCUCUGAAACGGCCAGGGUACUAUACAACGCCACGAGCGGAUGGGUUGUUCAUAAUGCGGUAAAUACCUUCGGACAUACCGGGAUGAAUAGAUUCGGGUCAGACAAUAGUGCCGAGUGGGCAAAUUACCCCGAAGCGGCUGCCUGGAUGAUGUUUCAUGUCUACGACCACUUUGAUUAUACAUGCGAUGUACCCUGGUGGAGGGCGCAUGGGUGGCCUAUACUCAAAGGCGUGGCAACCUUCUGGCUGGAUCAUCUGGUAAAAGAUGAGUAUUUCAAGGACGGCACUCUGGUAGCUGUUCCCUGCAAUUCUCCCGAACAGGCUAUAACGACUCUUGGAUGUGCUCAUUCUCAGCAGGUCAUCUGGCAGCUGUUCAAUGCUAUCGAAAAGGGGUUCAACGUUUCAGGUGACCAGGAUACAGUAUUCUUACAAAAGAUCAGGGAAAAAAGGCUCAAACUUGAUAAAGGAAUCAAGAUUGGUUCGUUUGGUCAACUUCAAGAAUGGAAGGUCGAGUUCGAUAGUCCAACUAACCUUCAUCGCCACCUAUCUCAUCUUGUUGGCCUCUACCCCGGUUAUACUCUUGCAAAUUUCCGGACACGGAGUGGCGCAGGUCAGGGUAUCCCAGAGUUGAGUCGCGAGCAGGUUUUGAAGGCCAGCGAGAUCUCGCUCAUUUCUCGAGGCAAUGGCACGGGGCCCGAUGGCGAUGCAGGAUGGGAGAAAAUUUGGCGAGCGGCAUGCUGGGCUCAACUAAAAAAUAACACCCGUUUCUACCAUCACAUCACUUAUGCAAUCGAAAGAAACUUUGCUGAAAACCUAUGGAGUCUCUAUAACUCUUUCACUGAAGAUCCAAUCUUCCAAAUUGACGCCAAUCUGGGUUACCCGGCCGCUGUAUUGAAUGCCCUUGUACAGGCUCCAGAUACGCCCUCGUUGUUUGAUGCCUUGGCGAUAACAAUCCUACCUGCACUUCCAGAUUCUUGGGCUUCUGGGUCAAUUAAAGGUGCUCGUAUACGCGGUGGUAUGGCACUGGAUCUCACCUGGUCGAAUGGCAAGGCGGUUCGAGCGACUAUAAAGGUGGAUACUGCUUUAUGGUAUGCCCGUAAAGUGCAACUGUGGCAGGGUGGACAGCUCGUCGCAACGUUCUCCGCAACUCCAGGUCUUAGGCGAAGCUUUGUAUUUUGA
Rhizoctonia solani is the source of this 2031-nucleotide messenger RNA. Its product is annotated as glycoside hydrolase family 95 protein. Lineage: Eukaryota; Fungi; Basidiomycota; Agaricomycetes; Cantharellales; Ceratobasidiaceae. The record is from RefSeq and is a predicted model, not a curated record. Gene Ontology annotation, molecular function: alpha-L-fucosidase activity. Gene Ontology annotation, biological process: carbohydrate metabolic process. The coding region runs from base 1 to 2031 and encodes 676 amino acids. The transcript has 15 exons.